AUGAAAAAUAUUAUUAGAGAUAAAAAAGAAUUUGAAUUACCAGAAUGGAUGAAACAACGAUUUUGGCGUCCAGUAACAUUCUAUUUAUAUGGUGAUGGUGGAGCUGGAAAAACUGGAUUAAUAAAUAAAUUAUUUUUUAAUAAUAAAUCAUUAUAUAAUAAACCUGAAAAUCAAACUGGUAAAAAUUAUUGGAAUGGUUAUAAUGGACAAGAAAUAAUAUUUUUUGAUGAAUUUUUUUCAAAAAUCAGUUGGAGUGAUAUGGUUAAUAUUUUAAAUGAUACAAAUCAUAAUGUUGAAAAAAAAUAUGAAGGAUUUACACCUUUAUUAUCAAAAUAUAUUUUUUUAACAAGUACUAAAUCACCUGAACAAGCAUAUAAUUUUAAUGAUUAUGAAUUAGAAGAUGGUACACAAUUGAAAAAUAAAAAAUCAUUAAAACAAUUUAUGCGUCGAUUAGAUUAUGUAAUAAAAUUUACUGGUGAAUGGGAUGAUGAUUUAGAAAAAUGUACAAUACAAAUUGAAAUUGAAAAAGGAAAUAAAGAUGAUUUUUAUAAUAUAUUUUGGGAUUUGAAAUAUAGUAAAGAUGAUUUAACAAUAGAAGAAUUGGUUGAACGAGUUAAAAAAAUUAAUAAAGAUAUUGAUGAUUAUCCACAAUGUGAAGAAUUAUCAUAUUAUAAGAAAAAAUUUAUAGAAAAUAAAAAUAAACGUAAAUUAGAUAAUGUAGAAAAUAAUAAUAUAGAAAAUAAUAAUACAAAAAAACAAUGUUUAUAA
Molecule: messenger RNA, 768 nt
Organism: Ambispora gerdemannii
Lineage: Eukaryota; Fungi; Glomeromycota; Glomeromycetes; Archaeosporales; Ambisporaceae
Source: the annotation of a GenBank genome assembly